Messenger RNA from Lucilia sericata (common green bottle fly), 1865 nucleotides. RefSeq names its product 39S ribosomal protein L38, mitochondrial (gene mRpL38). The coding region runs from base 361 to 1605 and encodes 414 amino acids. The transcript has 7 exons. Gene Ontology annotation, cellular component: mitochondrial large ribosomal subunit. NCBI's taxonomy places the organism in Eukaryota, Metazoa, Arthropoda, Insecta, Diptera, Calliphoridae. The record is from RefSeq and is a predicted model, not a curated record.
UGUACUUAUUUAGUACGUAGCUAACACACCCAUACCCUUACAUAGUUAAUGGAUUUAAAAAUUCUUAUUUUUUCUUUUUCUCGUUCUCUUUCUCGUUAGUGUGUUGUUUUUGCUGUAAGCCGGCAUUUUCAUGUAAUUAAUUUACUGAAAAAAGGUGUACGGAAGCGUAAAAAAUGAGUCAAGUUCAAAUUGUGUUUUAAGUGUGUCGGUCGUUAAAUUGUGGUAUGCAAAAAAAAAAAACAAGAAAAAAGCAAAUGACGUGUUCUUUUUUUUAUAAAUUUUUAAUCUAUGACGUGAUAUUGUGGAAAUUGUUUCGAAGUUAUCGAUAGAUUUUAAGAAUUUUAACAUAAAAAUAUAAAAAUGGCUUUAAGUAACUUAUUAUUUAAAGCCCAACUGCAGCAAAGUGUACGCUCCACAACUCCAUUAAUUUUGGCCAGUCGUCAGGGCCAUACAAUUAGAGGCAAACCACCCGGUGUGGCCAAAACGAUUGAACAACGUUUGCAGGAGGAGAAUGUUAAAGAUCCAGAGUUGACCGCUAGAGUCAAUAUUGGUUUUCCAAAAUUGAAGUCCACACGUUCGGAACAGUUAAAGGAACGCUUAAGUUAUGUUAAAGCACAACGUGCUAAUGGUGAACUAGAGAAAAAGGCCAGGAGUAAUGAAUUACUUAUCGACUUGAGUGAAGUGCAAAAGGAUUAUGCAAAUACAACACGAGGUUAUGAUUUGCGCGUAUUAGCUGACCAUUACGGCAUAUUUGAGGAUCUUUUUGGUGCCGCAUACUUUGUACCACGCGUUAACCUUAAUAUCCAGUAUCAAGCAACUGAGGAUACAUUGAUUCCAGUCUAUAAUGGCAAUAUAAUUAAGCCCUUGGAAGCUAGACAAGCUCCUUUGGUAACAUUCGAUGGUUCAACGGACCCUAUAACAGGCAAACCUACCAAUGGAGAUUCUUAUUGGACAUUAAUUGCUACAAAUCCAGAUGGUCAUUUUACUGAAAAUGAUAAGGAAUAUGUACAUUGGUUUGUAGGUAACAUACCUAAUGGUGAUGUACAAAAAGGUGACGUUAUAGUCAAUUAUUUGGCUCCUUUUCCCCCCAAAGGUGUUGGCUAUCAACGUUUUGUUUUUGUGUUGUACAAACAGAAUAAGAAAAUGGACUUUAGUUCAUUAAAAUUGUCAGCCGAGGACAAUGUUAACUUAGAUAAACGCACCUUCAAAACAUACGAUUUCUAUCGCCAGCAUCAGGAUGAUAUAACACCUGCUGGUUUGGCCUUCUAUCAAACUAAUUACGAUAAAUCCUUAACUAAAUUCUAUCACGAUGUUUUGAAUUUAAAGGAACCCAUAUUCGAGUACGAUUUCCCAGAACCCUAUUUGGCCGAUCAGAAAUUCUUCCCAUUGAAGCAGGCCUUCAACUUGUACAUGGAUCGUCACCGCGAUAUGAAGCAAGUGAAUAAGGAAUAUUUGGAACGUAAAUUGGCAAAAACGCAUCCAUUUGAUGGUCCAGAUAGACCAUUGAAAUAUCCAAAUGCUCAUCCCAUUAAGGAUACUCCAUCUUGGUUAAAAACGGAAAUUAGGAAAGAACGUUUAAAAAUUGGUCGCAUUAUUGAUUAUUAAAAAUUGAGUGGAGAGUUGUUAAAUUUUGUUAAAUCAUCCUAGAAUAAAGUAACAAUAUAUAAAAUCAUGGAAAAGUUGUGUAUUUAAAACGUACUUAAAAAGUCUUAUAUUCCAUUGUAUUUCGUGUUUCUUUCCUUAAUAAACUUUUCGGUAUCAUAAGGUCUAUACAUAUUUUAUUAAAAUGUUUAAUUUGUGGCUCUUGACAUUUCCACUGAAUCCAUCUACUGAUUUGUUCAAUAAUAAAAUAUUGUUCUGUUAUA